Molecule: messenger RNA, 2417 nt
Organism: Meleagris gallopavo (turkey)
Lineage: Eukaryota; Metazoa; Chordata; Aves; Galliformes; Phasianidae
Source: RefSeq, a predicted model, not a curated record
AUUCCUUCUUUUUCCUUUCCAGUCCCUCUUUGAGCGGCAGGGCAUGGCGGCCCACGCGGGGGUCCUGGCAGGAGCUGAGAAACCCCACGUGUCACUGCGCAAAGGGAUCCCGAGGACCAAAUCUGUAGGUGAAGACGAGAAACUUGCUGCUUCUUUGCUGGAUGGGAAGUUUCCGCGGAGCACGUCGAUGCAAGACACCGUUAGGGAAGGGCACGGGAUCCCACCGCCCCCCCAGACGGCCCCACCCCCGCCUCCUUCUCCAUACUACUUCGACACGGGCCCCCCUCCAUCCUUCUCUCCACCUCCGCCCCCAGGGAGAGCUUACGACACCAUCAGGUCGAGCUUUAAGCCCAGCCUGGAGGCGAAGCUCCACGGGCUGCCGCAGGUCAUCAGCGCAGCCGAGAUGUACGAUCAGGCGAGGACGUCCAUCCCCUAUCCCGAAAGGCAGAAGAGGGCCCGAUCCAUGAUAAUCCUGCAGGAUUCCUCCCAUCUCCCCGUGGAGCCGACGGAGAUCCCCCGGCCCGGCCCGUCCGCAACCCCUCCGGAGAAGCUGAAGAGGAAGGGGAGGGUGAUCGACAACCCCUACGCCAACAUGGGGCAGUUCAACGUCAGCCUGUUCGCCCCCACCAAGCCGCAGAGGAAGAAGAGCCCUCUGGUCAAGCAGCUGCAGGUGGAGGACGCGCAGGAGAGGGCGGCCCUGUCCAUCACGGGGGGCUUCGCCAGGGAGCCCUCGCCCACCCGCAGGAGCCAUCGCCUGAGCGGCGUGGACUAUCAGCACCACGCCGGCAUCGCGCAGGUCGAAGCCACGAGCAUCCCCUUCGCCACUGCCAUCGCUGGGGUCAUGAAGGACAGAGACCGACGUCUGGACGAGAAGCGCAAAUCCACUGUCUUCCUCUCGGUCGGGGCCAUCGAAGGCACCCCCCCCAGCAGCGACAUGCCAUCCCUGCAGCAGUCCAGGUCUAUCGAUGAGCGGUUGUUAGGAAGCCGAGAUGUUCUACUGCCUUCCCCCGUCUCAGCUUUAAAGCCAUUAAUUAGCAGCUCAUCCUCUACGUUCAUCCACCCCCUGACGGGAAAGCCCCUGGAUCCCAACUCGCCACUGGCGCUUGCGCUGGCCGCAAGGGAGAGGGCCCUCUCCACCCAAGUCCCAUCCCGGUCGCCCACCCCGAUCCACAGCCCGGACUCCGACAGAGCAGCACCGCUGUUCGUGGACAUCCAAACCAAAGAACCGGAGAGGGUGGAGCUGGAGAGCUUGGUGUCCCCCGCCUAUUCGCCCGGAGCGAAAGGGGCCGCGGCGGCGGAGGCGGCGGCUUUGACCCCCGCCAAGAGCCCGUGGGGAACUCCGUCCACGCUGAGGAAAGAGGCCGAGGCGAGGGUGGAAGCGCCCGGCAAGGAGGAGAAGAAGCCGGAAGACAAGAAGUCCAUGAUCAUCAGCAUCGUGGACACGUCGCAGCAGAAGACUGCCGGCCUGAUCAUGGUUCACGCCACAAGUAACGGCCAAGACGAGAUCGGACUUGAGCUGAAGGAGGAGAAGCCGGCGGUGCCCGAAGCGUGCGCGGAGCCGGCGGAGCCGCCCAAAGCGGAGCCGCAGCCCAGCCCUGCGGGGAAGAGAAGGUCCAAGCUAUGGGGGGACCCCAUGGAGAGCCGCCCGAUCCACGGGGCUGACGACGACAAGCCAACUGUGAUCAGCGAGCUGAGCUCCCGCCUGCAGCAGCUGAACAAGGACACGCAGCCGGCCGGCUCCGCGCUGGAUCCCGGCAAGAAGUCUCCGGUGGUCGCGGCACGACUUUUCAGUAGUUUAGGAGAACUCAGCACCAUUUCCCAGCGGAGCUCCGGGACCACCUACACGGUUCGACCUGGCAGUCGCUACCCCGUAACCCGACGUACCCCCAGCCCCGUGAAGCCGGCUCUGGAUCGGACAGAGCCGCUCAGCACCGUGCGGCCCUACGGCCUGACCCCUCCCACCAUCCUCAAAUCUUCCAGCCUCUCCAUCCCACACGAGCCCAAGGAGGUGCGCUUUGUGGUCAGGAGCGUGAGCGCCCGGAGCCGCUCCCCGUCCCCGUCCCCCUCACCAGGGCCACCCCUGCACACCCUCCACCCGCCGAGGCCCUUCAUGCAGAAACCCCUCCACCUGUGGAACAAGUACGACGUUGGGGACUGGCUGGAAAGCAUCAACUUGGUGGAGCACCGAGACAAGUUUGAGGACCAUGAGAUCGAGGGCACGCAUCUGCCCGCCCUCACCAAGGAGGACUUUGUGGAGUUGGGGGUGACACGGGUCGGGCACCGGAUGAACAUCGAGCGGGCACUCAAGCAGCUGGUAGACAGCUGACCGUGCUAGGCAGCGCCGGCCUCUUCCAGAGCCACCAACAGGGCGGGGGGAUGUUUCUACCAGACUAAUAAAACCCAUUUUGAUUCUCUUU